Messenger RNA from Diaporthe citri, 303 nucleotides. RefSeq lists its product as uncharacterized. The transcript is spliced from 2 exons. The coding region runs from base 1 to 303 and encodes 100 amino acids. The record is from RefSeq and is a predicted model, not a curated record. NCBI's taxonomy places the organism in Eukaryota, Fungi, Ascomycota, Sordariomycetes, Diaporthales, Diaporthaceae.
AUGCCUUCCGGUCACGCCAAAGCCACCGUCGGCGACACCGUACUCGCGGAGACGGACACAUGGGAGGAGGUGGAUGGGAAUGUGUACUUCCCACCGGCAUCUGUCAAAACCGACUACUUGUCCAAGACGGAUCACUCGACCCACUGCCCCUGGAAGGGGGAUGCAAGCUAUUACAGCAUCCAUGCAGACGGCAAGAAGCUGGAGAAUGCGGCGUGGUACUACCCGCAGACCAAGGAGAAGGCCGAGCACAUCCGGGACCACGUGGCUUUCUACAAGAGCAGGGUGACGGUCACGAAGUCUUGA